AUUUCUUUGAUCUUGCCAUCUAAGAUGACACCAUCAUCAAGCGUGGUUGACGUCUAUGAUUUGGCCGCCUCAAUAGGGAAAGAUUUCGAGAAGCUUAUCGAACUUCAUGGAAAUGAUUGUGUUCGAGCGAUUAUGCCAAAGGUGAUAUCUGCUUUGGAAACGUUGGAAUCUCUUGCAAAUAACAAUGAACGGGAAAACGAAGAAAUACUGACAUUGCAAAAGACCGUAGAACGACUUGAACAUGAGAAACAGACACGGCAUUUGCAGACGGCUAAAUUCGAGGAGGAACUCGAUCAGGUCGAGGAGACGUACAAAAAGGAUAUCAACGAGUUACGGUUGAUGGUAAAAACCCUAAUGUCCGAGAAUAAGACCUUAAGUACGACAGUCUCGUCGCUACCGUCGGCAGCCGAGAGUCCUACGACCGCAGAAGAAAUCAGGCUUAUGUUUGAGUUGAAAGAGAUGUCACAUAAGCAAAAGGAAGAAAUCAAAGCGUUACAGCAUGAUGUGGAACAGUAUGCAUGUGAAGUUGAAAACUUACAAAACUCAAUCGAGAAGCUGAUUCGACAAAAUGAAGAAUUACUGCGAAAGAACACAUCGCUGCAAAAACAGGGCCGUAUGAUUGUUGAGGAGAAAAUGGAGAUAAUACGAAGGUUGGAAAAGACUGAAGAAACCAACAUACAGCUUAGACGUUUACUUAGCGACACCGACAGAGUCUGUAAAGAUCUGCAACAGGCAAAUCAGGUUGAUGAUGAACCACGCUUUACACUUGCUGAAUUACGUGAGGUACUUCAAGAAAAGAACGUACUGAAAGGUCGAGUGAUGGAACUCGAAGAAGAGCUGGAGAAUCUUCGACCUGGCCGUAAAGAUCGUGAGCGAGAAGAUUUGGACGAGCCGUUGAAGGAUGACGAUGGUGCGGAAAUGUUGGUGUACGGGCCGUUGCCGCGGGAACCUGACGAGAAGCUGUAUCCGUGGAAGUAUGAACGGAAGGAUAGCGGUCUUCCGCUUCUUCAAGGAGUUUGGGGCGAAUUCGUCGCAACGACGCGGUUCUGCGACGAACAACUCGCCCCGUCCACAAUGUGUGGUGGGAAAUUGAACUACUGA
Angiostrongylus costaricensis is the source of this 1101-nucleotide messenger RNA. Lineage: Eukaryota; Metazoa; Nematoda; Chromadorea; Rhabditida; Metastrongylidae. The record is from the annotation of a GenBank genome assembly.